Messenger RNA from Racocetra persica, 120 nucleotides. NCBI's taxonomy places the organism in Eukaryota, Fungi, Glomeromycota, Glomeromycetes, Diversisporales, Gigasporaceae. The record is from the annotation of a GenBank genome assembly.
AUGAAAGAUUCGAAAGAACAAAAAGUAGAAAAAAAUAAAAGAAAAGAUAGAAUAAAGAAAGGAAAAAAAGAACGAAAAAGUACAAAAGAUGAAGCAAAUAAAGAAACAAAAGAACGAAAA